GCGGGGGCGGGGCUGCACUGAGGCGCUGAGACGGCCGCGGCUGCUCGUCCUGGCUGGCGGGGCGGGGGUCUGGCGAUGGGGGCGGGAGGAACAACGGGCCGGUGAGCGCCACGGCCGCCGUCCCCGCCGAGCUCGCGCGGGCAGCCGCUGCGCUGUAGUUGCCGCCCGACCCCCUGAGAAGAGGACGUUGGAGAGGCCCUCCGCUAGCAGCCGCGGUGACAACCCGGCGUCGGCGCGAUGAACCGCGGUGGCAGCAGCGCGUCGGCCUCGGCCAACUACCUGCUCUGCACCAACUGCCGGAAAGUGCUGCGGAAGGAUAAAAGAAUCAGAAUGUCUCAACCCCUAACAAGAGGACCAAGUGCCUUUAUUCCAGAGAAGGAAGUUGUCCAAGCAAACACAGUGGAUGAACGAACAAACUUCCUUGUGGAAGAGUACUCUACAUCCGGUCGCCUGGACAACAUCACUCAGGUGAUGAGCUUGCACACUCAGUACCUGGAGUCUUUCUUGCGGAGCCAGUUCUACAUGCUGCGCAUGGAUGGCCCCCUCCCCCUCCCAGACAGGCACUACAUUGCCAUCAUGGCUGCAGCCAGACACCAGUGUUCCUACCUAAUAAACAUGCAUGUGGAUGAAUUUUUAAAGACUGGGGGGAUUGCUGAGUGGCUGAACGGCUUGGAAUAUGUACCACAACGACUGAGAAAUCUUAAUGAAAUUAACAAGCUGCUGGCACACCGGCCCUGGCUGAUCACGAAAGAGCACAUUCAGAAACUUGUCAAAACUGGAGAAAAUAAUUGGUCCCUGCCUGAGCUAGUGCACGCCGUGGUCCUCCUGGCUCACUAUCACGCUUUGGCUAGCUUUGUUUUUGGUAGUGGCAUCAACCCAGAGAGAGAGCCGGGAAUCUCCAAUGGAUUCAGACUAAUCUCGGUGAACAGCUUCUGCGUCUGUGACCUGGCUAAUGACAACAACAUCGACAACGCAUCCCUGGCGGGCAACAACUUCGGGAUUGUGGAUUCACUGGGUGAGCUAGAAGCCUUAAUGGAAAGGAUGAAAAGGCUUCAGGAAGACAGGGAAGAUGGAGAGACGACUUGCGAAGAAAUGACCACGCGUUUUGAACAGGAAAAGAAAGAAAGUCUCUUUGUGGUCCCUGGAGAGACUUUCCAUCCGUUUCCUCACUCAGAUUUUGAAGAUGACAUGAUCCUAACAGCUGAUGUCUCUCGAUACAUCGAAGACCCAGGUUUUGGCUAUGAGGACUUUGCCAGGCGAGGAGAAGAGCAUCUGCCAACAUUCCGAGCCCAGGACUACACUUGGGAAAAUCACGGGUUUUCCCUGGUAAACAGGCUUUACUCUGACAUUGGACAUCUGCUGGAUGAGAAGUUUCGAAUGGUCUACAAUCUCACCUACAACACAAUGGCCACCCAUGAGGAUGUUGACACGACCACGCUACGCAGAGCUUUGUUCAACUAUGUUCACUGUAUGUUUGGAAUCAGGUAUGACGACUAUGAUUAUGGGGAAGUUAACCAGCUACUUGAACGGAGCCUGAAGGUUUAUAUCAAGACAGUGACCUGCUACCCUGAGAGAACCACAAAGCGCAUGUAUGACAGCUACUGGCGGCAGUUCACACACUCAGAGAAGGUGCACGUGAACCUGCUUCUGAUGGAGGCUCGGAUGCAGGCUGAGCUGCUUUACGCCCUGCGUGCGAUAACUCAGCACCUGACCUGAAGCACCACCAGGAAGCAGCAGCACAUGUCAGGGCCUCUCCCACAGGACUCCCAUCCGAACUUGUUUGUGAUGCAGCUCAGCGGUUGUUCAGUUCCCUAGUGUCAAAGUUGAGCUGUCGGGGUUUUGUUUUUGUUUUUGUUUUGUUGUUGUUAGGGUUUGAUUUGGAGGGGGGUUGUUUGUUUGUUUGGUUUUUUUUUUUUUCCUGGCUGUAAUGUGCAAUGGUGUGUUUUAUAUUUCUCAAUGCUUAACAUUGCUAACAAUUGCAAAAAGUAACCCUGACGAGCACUACUUUACAUUGCUUAGAGUUGGAUUUUUGGAUCUGACCAUAAAUCAUGAACUGGUUUGUUAAUGCUUCACUUCAGUACUUUGGAGUUCAUGUGUAUGUGUAUUAUUUUUCUUUACUUAAAAAAAAAAUAAGGAAAAGUGCUUACAAUCCGCUCAAGCAGUUGUUUUUCAGAUACCAACAUUCAGCAAAGAAUGGUGUCCUCUACCGCUCUAAUGCCCACGUGUGUCCCGAGUCUGGGAAAAGCAUGUGCUGUGGAACCAAGCUGCUCCCAGGACACAGCUUGCAUCCCCGGAGAUGAUCAGGCACUGUUCUGGUUUUGUUUAUCUGUUUGUUUUUUUUUUUUUUUUCUUACACUGCUAUUGGCAAUAACGUGAAAUGUGAUACAGACAUCGUCCAUAAUUUAAUGUGAAAUUAAUUAUGAUGAAUUCUAUAGCAUGCUACUGAAAUGCCAAAUUCAGCUACUUUGUCUUCUAAAACAGAGGCCUCAUUUUCCCACAAGGCUGUCUGUGUAGCAGUAGACUGAGGACAGUCCCCUGAGUCCUGCACCGUGGUCCUCCAUCACCUCUAGUAGCUGGUACCACAGUGCUGCUUACAGCUCACACUCUUGGCACACAUAAACCCACACCACACAACACUGACCAAAUGUUUCUUUGCACAUUCUCCUUUUCUGAGAGUUGAGGAAGGUUAGUUAAUACACCCUAUUUCCUGUUACACUUUUGGAAAUUAUUUUACAUGACUUUCUUCUUAUAACAGGUUAAAUAAUUUGUUAUUCAGAAGUAAAAAUUGUGUUUCUGUGCAUUAAUGUGAUUGAACAACAACAAAACAGUGCAAUGUUUUUAAAAUCAACUCAGCUUCCCCUAUCAUGUCACUGCAGAAGUGUCCUUUUAAACAGAGCCAUAAAGAAAUGAUCCUCAGAUUUCUUUAUUGUGCUAGGCGUUUUUCAGUUUUACCUUGUUGAGCUUGACCACGAUUUCACCAUGCCAAAGCAUUCAUUCCCCAGAAAAAUCUGUUUGGACAACUAGUUUAAAAAAAAAAAUGCAUUGUCAUAGGGGAGAAAAAAAGGCAGCCAAAAAGUCACAUUUUUGCAUCAAUUUGUGUUGUUCGAUUAGACUAUCUUCAGAGAGCACAACCUUAUGUGUUGAUAGCUUUAAUUUGUAUUAUGUUAAUGAACCAGUCAAGUGCCUAGAGAGCUGCGGUAGCACCCAGAGGACACAGCUGCACGGCUUAAGCACCUCAGCUUGAUGGAAGGUGACGUCAUCUUACACAUACAUACUAACCUAGAACAUACCCGUCUCUAGGAUGACAUCCAGGGAGCUCCCACAGAGCGCUCACUGAGGGUCUCCCUGGUGUGUGGGUGGACUUUUUCUCUUAGGAAAGAACUGUGGGCCAGUGUUCUGUCAGGCUGUCCUUCUGUCUGCCAUCCUUCUCUGGGAUGUUAGCUCCUUUCCCUUAGCAUUCUGUUCCAGAGAGAACAAUGAUGGCUGUAGACUUGUCAGCAUGGGUAGUUCUGUGUUUUUAGACUCCAGGAUCUUAUUUAAAAUCCUCUGUGUGAGGAACAAGUCACUAGGAUUUUUGAAGACAGGGUGGUUUCUCUAGAGAUUAUUCAGAGAGCUUGUGGCAGGGUUCUGUGUUCUAUCUGUUGUGUGGACUGCCUUCAUUUCAGCCUUAGCCAUGUGUGAACUACAAGGAAAGUAUUUGGAAGAACAGUAAAACACAGGAGGUGCCAGGAGUGGCCAUGUGCUUUCCCCAGUUCUAAGGCUUUCACAUUAGGAUCUAGUUUAUGAUUGCAUUUUGUAAGUGUUAGGAAACUUUGAUUUCAUAGUCCUGUAUUUCUGGUCAGGUGAACUGAACGACAGAAUGAAAAUAGUUUUUAUGUAUUGACUAAAAGGAGGAAUUCGCACAGAACCAUGAAUAAGCUUUAGACCAAAAGGGAAGAAAAGGGUUAAGUAAAGAGGCUACUUACUUUUUGCUUUUGGUUUUGUGUUGCCCCAGAAAUGUAAGUAGAGAUUGGACUGUGGAAAUAUUAGUGCCUUUAAUAGACUUCUCUCCUAGCAAAACUUCCUUUUAGUUCAACAGACCAAUCAAUAAUCAGGAAAAAAGGUUGACUUGGAACCGUGAAUAAAAACACAGCAGUGUAUUUGUGAACCUCAGUGAACCGGCCUCACAGAGUUGGUUUGUGACGGUGGCCCCACCUCCACACUACAGCACGCACCCAGUAUUCCUGGUGUGGACCCUGCUCGAAGAGUUGCCAGUCAACCCGCUUUAUCCAGUGCAAACUUGAAAUUCUGAUGCGGUUUUCCAGGGUGGCAUUUUUUUCAGAGUAUUGAAUUUACAAUGUAGUGAUUUAUAGUGUAGCUUUUUAUACUGAAAUGUGAUAUUUUUCAAAGGAGCUAUGUGACUCAAUCGGUGUAAUACCAGAGCCUAUGAUAAGCUGAGCUGCACCCAGGCCUCACCUUGUGCCAAACAUAAGCAUGCGAGUGUGUGUGAAGAGCACGUCUGAUCGGGAAGCCCUCAACUCCUUGCUCCUUGUGUUAAAAUCAGCCUGAUAACCCUGAUGGACAUGCUGGAACAAUGCUGUCCAAUCUGGAAUUUCACAUUUGCCUGCAUCUGUGCUAAUUCUUAAUUUCUCAGAUCACCCUCAGAAACACCAAGGAAAUCAGGCUUGGUAGUACAUACCUAUAAUCCCAAUGCAUGGAAGCCUAAGGCAAGAGGAUGGUGGUUUUGAGGCCAGCCUGGGCUACAUAGUGAGUUCAAGGCCAGCCUGAGCUACAUGGUGAUACCCUGUCUCAAAAAUUAAAAAAGAGAGAGAAAGAAAUAUGUAAGUCCCUUACCCAUGAAAGUGGGUCUGCUCUUUAACCCACUUGCUCUUUUUCUGUAGGUGUGGUCAGAGUGCCUGGGGCUGCCUCCCAAGUGGCUUCCUUGGGUAGACUCGGGCUACUCUGAUGGGAAAAGGCUUUUGAGAUGGACUACGUUUUAAAAGAAGUACCUUGUCUUGGUCCAAGGAAUAAUUUGUCCCCCACCCCUUAGGGUGCUCUGUAAAUCAGGGGUUGCUAACACAGAGUCCAGGAUGUAGCCUUCGCCUUUUAAACCAGUUUUAAACCCAAUAAUAGCACAGUUGUACAGGGCUAUUUUUAAAAGAGAAAACUUAAGUAAGAUUUAUAUAAAGGUCAUGUAAAAUUUGAACUAGAGCCCUAUUUUAUUUAUGUCUGUUAAAGAUUUUACAUAAGUCUAAGAUCUAAUGGAUAUCAUCCAGGGAAGUACUCCCUCCCCCACCUCAUAAAGUUUUGCUUAUCCAAAAUCGUAGAAUUUUAUGCCACACCAAAGUAAAUUUAUCAGCAAACAGUUAUAGAUUACUACUUAAAAUAGUCAUCACUUCCAGUGACAAGUGCAUGCCUGUAUGAUGGCAAGGCUCCUUUAAACUGUAAGAUAAGGACAGAGAACAAAUCCAGUGUACCAUAUAAAUGGUAUGUGCUGCGACGACCGCAAAUGAGGUUUUUACUUUGUUGUGUUUAAGGACAGUUCUAAAUCACCACUCUCAUUCUUUGCACAACGGACCAUUCUACAUGGAAUAAAAACAUGCAGGAUGAUCCACAUACACAGUGCAUGAGCAUUCUUAGUGGUACCUCACCAGCAAGCAGAAAGGCAGCCCCUCUGAAGAGGGUACUGUAUGCUGCGUGUCCAUGCAGCUGGAACCAAUUCUAGGUGGCCAUCACCCUGCACUGUUCCCUACUGUCCCUCUGUGGAGACUCAGAUGCAGACUCAGUCUUUCCUAAAGCAGGCCAUAGCAGGAGUGUAUCCUGUCAGUCUACAGAGUGUUUACCCUACACAUCUGUAGUUUCUUUUAUUGCUAAUUCGGACCCAUCAACAGCACCUGCUUAGGUAAGACCAAAAACAGAAAAGGCUGGUGUGAAGUGGGUCUGGAGUGAGGAUGUGCACCAAGGCUGAGCCCUGUGAGGAAGAAAACGUUUUCCAGGACCACUUGGAACACCAAGCUGAGAUUCUGGCUGUCCUUGGCGCAUGCACCUGCUCUUUAGGUGGAGGUUCCCACAGUCUUCGUCCACCCUUUCCUGCCUUUCUCUUCCUCCAAGUGCCUCAGCCACCACUCCUACUCCUCCCCUCCCCAAGCCUCUCUGGGUCUUAAUGCCUUUCACAAUCGAACAUCACCAGCCACCCGCUGAGCAUUACCAGGAUGUCUUUUUCUGAGUGUGUCUUCCCCCAUCAUUGAGAAUAUGGCUUUCCCCAAGCCCCUUCCGGUCUCUCCACCAUCCAUCUAUAUUUUUGCCUUGGACACCUUACCAGAUAUAUCACAGCAUCCGGUGUAUCCUGUUCACCCCCAGCUGUUCAUACCCUCUUCCCAGCUGCCAAAAUAUCUUGCUCUCCUCUACCUCAUCCCCAAAGAGCCUAUAAAUGCAGAGCACCCAGCCUUCUCAUGGGUUCAUUCUCUGUUGUUCAUUAAUACUACUCCAUAUUUUAAAUAAAUCAUAAAAUGUUUGCCUUCUAUCAAAGUAGGAACCUUUAUAUUUAUACAUGAUACAGAAAUUGAACUAUUUCUACCAUGCAGAAUUUAGCAUUUAGCAAGAAUUCAAAGUGAUUGAAUCGCUAGUCUAACUUGGUCUGUAUUAGAUGGUAAUACUGGUAAUAGUCCCAGUUGCUUGAAUGCAGAGUUAAAAUUCUCCCACAGUCCCGAUUAACCUAAGUCUUCAAUGGGACAGGAAAUCCCCAGCAGACAGGUGAGCAGUGUGCAGACAUCCAUUUUACUGGUGCUGUCUGGACCCUAAAACACAUUUCUCAUGGAAGGACAUUAUUAAAGGUGUUUGUUUAGAGGGUCAGAUUGGAUCACAUUGGCCUAUUUGCUGUGUAAUGUAGAUAAAAAUCCCACAAAACUGAGUACAGGAUCAUUUGACUCAAUUAACUAAGCUUCUAAUCGCAUCCCUCCCCUUCUCACUGGGAGAAAAACUUACCUUGGGAGAUAGGAAGGAAAUGUGCUGGCUUGAGUCUUGCUCCCCUAGCUGCCCGUUCUGUAAGUCCAGAUAGUUGUCAUGAAGAAGGAGGAUGUCGCACAGAGGCAGUAACGCUGCUCCUUCCCCACUACCAGGCUCCUAACAGGAUGAUAGAUGGCUGCCUAACCCAAAGGUAAACCCCCCUGUUUGGGAGUGUAGAUCUGAGAUGAUCUUCAGAUGUUUCCAUGCCAGUCAUGAGCACUGCACUUGCAAUGCCCAAUUAAUCCAUUUAAAGACUCAAAGUGAAGGAGGCACCUAGUUAGGCAAUGACCUGGUGACUUAACACACCAUGAAGUGUUCAUUUAGCUUUGACUAAAUUUGACUGCACUGCCGUGAAGUUCAGAAUCGAAGGGGUAAAGAAGUAUGUGCUUCUGAAAGCAUGUGGAAACCCUUGAGGUAACCAGCAUGUGCCACAAAGUACCCUGUAGAAUGAGCACCCCACUUCAUAGUUCAUAGGAGCCCAAACAGUAAAAAUUGAAAUAUCAUAAACAUAAUUUUGGUAUGCAAAAUUUUGCUAAAACUGUCUAUUUCUUACUCCAAGUAACCUUUUAAAAUGAAUGUAUCAUUUCUACAGAAAGAAUGUUAAAGAGAGAGAGUCUGUGGUCAUUAGUGUUAAAAUAUUAACAUUACUCAUGGGUACCACUGAGUUAAAUGUACACUUAUAUCCAGAAGAAACUUGAUUUCUUAAUUCAUCUAUACAAACUUUAACUGGCUCUCCUGAGUGUGAGAAAAGAACAAAAGGUAGGAUGAGGGAAGUGUAUCAGGUGAGUGACCAAGGUUUUCCUUUCUAAAGCAGAGACAUCUCUCCUAAAUCUCACUGGUUUCCCAAAAUAGAAGAUGAGUUAAAUGGUACCUUGUCCACCAAGGAAAGUGAUCCAGAUUUGCAUCUAGUGCAGACAUUUCCUUGGUAUUUGGAUGUCUCUGCAGAGAGAGAAAAUAGGAUUUUUUUUCCUUCCUCUUUCUUGUCACAUUUACUCUUUUAACCCAAAACAAGAUGGACGUGAAAGCAAGUGCCACUUGGCAUCUUCUCCUUACUAAUGGAAUAGGUACAGAGUCUGGACAAGGUCAACCAAAACCUGUCAGGCCACCCUGGAAGCAUGGCCUCGCCACUUGGCUUACCUCCUUCAAACCUGAAAGCAGCGUUCCUCUCAUGGAAGAACUGGAUGUAGCUUUUAACUAUGAACUAGGAGUUGAACUUGAAAAUCCUUCGGAAUCCUGGUUGUGCAGGGCAGCUGCAUAAUGAAUGUAUCCAUGAAGACUGUAGCUGAAUUGCACGAGUCAGAUGCCAACUUCAUGACUUUCCAUGUAGACAUCUUCUCCUUGAGUUGUGAGUGACGUAUGUAGCAUGCUGUGAAGCACCUGUCCUAGUUCUUAAUUCAUCAGUAUUAAUUCAGCGUUACCCUUGCGUUCCUUGGUACUUUAUAUUCAAUGUAAUCAAAAGCUGUGAUGUUUCGCCUUCGUAGUCCUGUGCUUUGUUGCUGUAAUUUUCCUUAUGAAGCACGUGACUUUGGACUCACGUAAGGUGGAUGACAUGAUCUUGAAGACUGCUACACACACACACACACACACACACACACACACACAUCAGUCUCUUACUAUACAGUUUAAGUUAGGAUAAGCUUUUCUCCAAUAGACUAUUGAUGCAGUUUAGGGUCCACAAGUUCACUGUCAAGUGGCAGCAUCCUCUUUGUAGUUUCAGCUCUGAAAAUAGCAGGCUUUAUCAACAGCCACUUCACCCUUGUUCUAGCAGAGCAGACCCUGCUGUAGAUGUAGACUAUGGUGGUUACUGAUAAUGCCCUCCACAUGCAUUGGCAGUUCUGGAGAUGGCAGAACCCAUGAGAGCUUCUUGUAUGUAUAGGUAGGCUUAGUUUUGUUCUUAUGUUGCUGACUUGACAGUUCUGACUAAAGCUGACCCAAACAGGCCAGCUUGUGUGUAAUAUCCUAGUGCUUUUACGCCUCUCUUCUUGUUCUGCUGUUGUUGUUUUUGUUUUGGAGGGAUGGGUAAUAUUAUUUGAACAGAUAAAGAAGGAACUGUUAGUGAAUCAAGACAAACACAUCUGAAAUAAAGGAACUGUGUAUUAACCUGUUAACAAUUCAUAACUGCACUUUUUAUGACAUUUUGAAAAUCUAUUUAUAGGUACAGAACAAUGGGUUUUGUUAAACUGUAUCACGUUUAUACCUGCAGAAUUUAUUUCAUUGUUAUUAGUAGGAAUUUUAUUGGUUCAAUAAAAUUGGCAAAACUGA
Molecule: messenger RNA, 9246 nt
Organism: Peromyscus eremicus (cactus mouse)
Lineage: Eukaryota; Metazoa; Chordata; Mammalia; Rodentia; Cricetidae
Gene: Sesn3
Product: sestrin 3
Exons: 10
Coding region: 238-1716 (492 amino acids)
Biological process (GO): negative regulation of TORC1 signaling; cellular response to leucine starvation; regulation of response to reactive oxygen species
Cellular component (GO): nucleus
Molecular function (GO): oxidoreductase activity, acting on peroxide as acceptor; L-leucine binding
Source: RefSeq, a predicted model, not a curated record